CGAAACCUUUGGACAACUCGACAACCCGGUCAAGAAACCCUGUCUUCGCGUCGCGUUUGGAAUUGCGAGAAGUGAAAUUGAAAAGUUUGUGGAAAUCAAUUGGAAAUCAAAACACAACAGAAUGAAUCACCUCAAGUGGAUGGGGCACUCGUCCACUAUAAUGGAUAUACAGCGCUCGCUGCGCAACGACAACGGCAGCUGCGAGGUGGUCCUGGCCUCCAGGGACGGUGUCCGAGUGCGCGCCCAUCUCUUCGUGCUGAGCACUUGCAGUGAGCUGAUGCGCAACCUCCUGGUGGAUGUUCCGCGUGGUCAGGAGGCCACCAUCGUGUUGCCCGACAUCCGUGGAGAUCUGCUAGAGAGCAUGCUUUCCUUCAUCUACAUGGGCGAGACCAGCCUGCCCUCUGCCUCGCUGUCCGAGUUCCUGGAGGCCAUCAACCUGCUGGGAAUUAAGUCGGCCAUCAGCUUCGAGUGCAAUCCGUCGGCCAGUCCGUCCAACGUCGCCGAUGUGAAGAGCAGUCCCAUGGCCGUGGAGUCGGCCAAGUCGAUAACCGGUCUGCAAAUCGCCGAGGCGGAGCUAUUGGACGAGGAGGAGGAAGAAGAGGCACAGCCAGCGGACGCCGUACCAACCACUGUCCUGGCGGAGGACCAGCAUCAGCCCACCCACUCCAGUCGCUCGCUGGAGUAUCUGGAUGUGUACGAGCCUCCAAAGAUCACCUACUCCAUCGAACACAUGGACGGCAAUUCGAACGGCAAUCAGUUUAUCCUCACCGAAAACACUGGCACCUUUACCAUAACACAGUCGACUUCUAGUUUGACCAAGAUGGAAGCUGAUGAAACGAUCACCAGUGGCGCUGAAGUGGAGCUGGUCGACGAUGAUGUGGACGCGGACAUCACUGAGGAUUCAGAGGAGCAUGAAACACAGAUGAUCGAGGAGGAGUUCGCGCAAACCGAUCCACUGAUCGAACUAAGUGCCGCUACUGAAAUGGACGAUGACGAGGACGCGCACGACGACCUGGCCGACGAGGAGAUAGAGGACGAGAAGCCUCGCAAGAUGGGCGGAGGAAAGCCGCGCACUCGACGCCCUGUUAAUACCAAAUCCCCCAAGCGACCGCCCAGUAAGCCAACGCGACUGCAGCAGUUUGUGGCGCUCAAGAGGGAAGUGAAGGACGAUAUCAACGACGCUUUGGAUCUGGCGGCGGACGCCGUGAUCCUCGAGGGAUUGAGCCUGCAGAAGGCCGCCGACCGAUUCGACAUCUCUAAGACGGUCCUUUGGCGCCGUGUGCGCACCAAUCCCGCCUACAUGCGGAACAACCGGGAAAGACCGUCGCUGCUAGAGGCUUACGAGCGCCUGAAGAACGGGGACUCGCUGAAGAGCAUCAGCACGGAACUGCAGAUCCCCAUGUCCACGUUGCACCGGCACAAGAUGCGCCUAUCGGCCCAGGGACGCCUGCCCGACUUCGUGGCCUGCCGCCGGCGGGACACCACGCCCAAGGACGAGCUGCGGGACAAGUUGGCCAAGGCCGUGCAUGCCUGUAUGAACGAGGGAAUGUCCCAGAACCACGCGGCUAACCUCUUCGAGAUCCCCAAAAGCACGCUAUGGCGACACCUGCAGCGACGUAUGAGCAACGGCGAUCGAAAGGUCAAAAAAGAGCUGCAGGACGAGUACGAGGACGAUAUGCUAACCUAGACUAGGGCCCCCCAAAAAACUCUGGUUUGAGAGAUUUAGAGUUGGAAUUUAUAAGUUACCAUUUAAAAGCCAUAAGCUUAGCGUUUAACUGUAUAUCGUCCCAUCAAUGUACAUCACAUUAUCAAAAUCCUUGGGAGAGAUGCUAUUCUAGAGGCAGUCCUUUUAGACUUAUCUGUAGAUACCAUUCGCAAACGUAAUUCACUUCAUUAUAACUGGUUAAUUAUGAAAUUAAAUACAAAACCAAUCUUCUAGAAAA
Messenger RNA from Drosophila rhopaloa, 1943 nucleotides. RefSeq names its product modifier of mdg4. The transcript is spliced from 2 exons. The record is from RefSeq and is a predicted model, not a curated record. Gene Ontology annotation, cellular component: nucleus. Lineage: Eukaryota; Metazoa; Arthropoda; Insecta; Diptera; Drosophilidae. Gene Ontology annotation, biological process: regulation of transcription by RNA polymerase II. Bases 122 to 1687 code for a protein of 521 amino acids. Gene Ontology annotation, molecular function: DNA binding; protein binding.